This is a messenger RNA of Uloborus diversus, 2927 nucleotides long. It is a transcript of the gene Myo31DF, whose product is annotated as unconventional myosin-Id-like. Gene Ontology annotation, cellular component: vesicle; myosin complex; microvillus. The coding region runs from base 9 to 2927 and encodes 972 amino acids. Gene Ontology annotation, biological process: vesicle transport along actin filament; actin filament organization. Gene Ontology annotation, molecular function: actin filament binding; ATP binding; microfilament motor activity. The record is from RefSeq and is a predicted model, not a curated record. The transcript has 21 exons. NCBI's taxonomy places the organism in Eukaryota, Metazoa, Arthropoda, Arachnida, Araneae, Uloboridae.
AAGUAACAAUGGCGGAUUUCGGCGAAACCGGGAUCGGGGAUUUUGUGCUUUUGGAGGAUAUAUCCAAGGAAGCAUUUAUGAAGAACUUAAAAACAAGGUAUUCAGCCGGACAUAUCUACACAUAUAUUGGUGAAGUAUGUGUCUCUGUAAAUCCGUAUCGAACGAUGAAUAUAUAUGGACAAGACUAUGUGGGUAGUUAUAGAGGUAGAGAAAUAUUUGAAAGGCCACCCCAUAUCUUUGCCAUUGCUGACGCUGCUCACAAGUCGAUGAAACGCAACGCUGUAGAUGUGUGCGUCGUAAUUUCAGGUGAAAGUGGUGCUGGUAAAACUGAAGCUUCGAAGAUCAUAAUGAGGUAUUUAGCUGCAAUCACUAAUACCAGUGGACAGAAAGAAAUAGAGAGGGUGAAGAAUAUACUUCUGCAGUCCAACUGUGUGUUAGAAGCAUUUGGUAAUGCAAAGACCAAUAGAAAUGACAAUUCAAGCAGAUUUGGCAAGUACAUGGAUAUCAAUUUCGACUUUAAAGGCGAUCCCUUUGGAGGACACAUCAGCAAUUAUUUGCUAGAAAAAUCUCGUGUUGUUGCACAACAAAGAGGAGAAAGAAAUUUCCAUGCAUUUUAUCAGUUGUUGUAUGGUACGCCAGAAGCAUUGCUAGCAAGAUACGGUGUGAAGAGGGAUGCAGCAUUCUAUCACUACACUCGACAAGGGGGUAGUCCUAAGGUUGAUUCCAUCAAUGAUAAAACAGAUCACAAAGCAGUAUGUAGUGCAUUAAAAGUAUUAGGAUUUCACCAACAACAAUCAGAAACACUUUGGAGGAUACUUGCAGCUAUUCUGCAAUUAGGUAAUAUUGAAUUUCAAAACGAAAAUGACUCGACAUCUGUGAAAAACCAUGAAUCGCUCAAGUCUGUCUCUCAGUGCUUAGGGGUGUCAAGUGAAAACUUAGAAAAGGCACUUUGUCAGAGAGUAAUUGCUGCAAGAGGAGAAGUUAUGGAAAAAGUUCAUACGGUCUCAGAGGCUGUUUAUGGACGAGAUGCCUUUGCUAAAGCCAUUUAUGAGAGGUUAUUCUCUUUUAUUGUGGGUCGAAUCAACGAUGCCAUUGAAGUGGAAUCCAAUGGACAUGGAAUGAAAAAGAAUAAUACUGUUAUGGGAGUGCUUGAUAUCUAUGGUUUUGAAAUCUUUGAGCUGAACAGCUUUGAGCAGUUUUGCAUCAAUUAUUGCAAUGAAAAACUGCAACAACUCUUCAUUGAGCUAGUGCUGAAGCAGGAGCAGGAAGAAUAUCGUCGUGAAGGAAUCACGUGGCACGAUGUUGAUUAUUUCAAUAAUGCUGUGAUUUGUCAAUUGAUGGACGAACCACAUAAAGGAAUUUUUGCUAUUGCUGAUGAAGCAUGUCUAACUGUAGGAAAAAUAACAGAUGAGCUGUUAUUAGAUGCAAUGGAUAUAAAGUUAGCUGCCCACAAACAUUAUACUAGUCGCAAGCUUUGUCCAACAGAAAAAUCUUUGGAACAUAAACGGGAUUUUCGAAUAAGACACUAUGCUGGUGAUGUUACUUAUUCUAUUCUUGGCUUUAUGGAAAAAAAUACUGAUAGCCUUUACCAAGAUUUCAAAAGACUUCUGUUUUGCAGUGCUGAUCCUAUAAUUUCACAAAUGUGGCCUGAUGGUGAUCAAGAUAUUACACAAGUAACGAAGAGACCUUUGACUGCGGGAACAUUGUUCAAGAAUUCUAUGGUUGCUCUUGUAAAGAAUUUGGGAACAAAAGAACCAUACUAUGUCCGGUGCAUCAAGCCCAAUGAUCAGAAGUCCCCUGCUCUUUUUGAUGAAGACUUAGUGCAACAUCAGGUUUCUUACCUUGGGCUGCUUGAAAAUGUUCGAGUUAGGCGAGCUGGCUUUGCAUACCGUCAGACAUAUAACCGCUUCUUGAGAAGGUACAAAAUGAUAUCAAAAUACACAUGGCCUAACUUUCGAGGAGGAUCUGAAAAAGAAGGAUGCCGAGUCCUCAUCGACGAACAAGGUUUUGCAGAUGAUGUUCGAUAUGGCACCACCAAGAUUUUUAUUCGUUCACCACAAACAAUAUCUCAACUUGAAUAUGCAAGACUAGAGCUAAUUCCUGGCAUAGUUGUUUUUCUUCAAAAGGUAGGUACUAGAAAUGUGAAAACAAUGAAAGACUAUGGAAAACACAUUGCAUGGCCUCCUGCACCACGAAUGUUGCAAGAAUCUGCCACAUGUUUACGCAAAAUACACGAAAGGUGGCGAGCAUACAUGAUUUUGAGGAAAAUACCUAGAGAAGAUUGGCCAGAGCUUCACCUCAAAGUAACUGCUGCACAAGUCUUGAGAAACCGGCGGCAGGAUUGGGGAUACCACAGAAAAUGGCAAGGCAAUUACCUUGCUUCAACAUCAGAAAACGACAAUACUGCAGCCUUUGUUUCUUCUGUUGGAAGCCUGCGACUCAAAGACCAUUUUCAAAAGGUUCUUUUUUCGAGUUUAAUCAAAAAAGUGAACAAGCAUAAUAAAUGUGCAGAUCGUGCAAUACUUGUGACUGACAGAUUUAUCUACAAGUUGGACAGUAAGAGGUUUAAACCUCUACGCUCAGCUAUUCCUAUUUCAGAUUUAACUGGCCUGAGUGUCACCCCUGGCCCUGAUCAGAUGAUUGUUCUACAUCUACGAGGUGGCAAUGACUUAGUUACGGCCCUCACCUCUAAUUCGGAAAACGAAGACAAAGUAGGAGAGCUUGUAGGUGUCAUUUUGCAUCAGUGGCAAAGUUCCCAAGGCAAAGGUGAUUUGCGUGUCAUCGUGAACCCUCAGUUGCAGUGCAUGUUGGGUAACAAGAGUCGGACACUAGCAGUCGAAUCGACAGACAUCACUCUUCGUCCAGCCUUCAAAAAAGAUGGGGAAAACCUUGUUCUUCUCUGGCCUGCAGCAGUGUGCAGUGCCUAG